Bipolaris zeicola 26-R-13 is the source of this 1020-nucleotide messenger RNA. Its product is annotated as glycoside hydrolase family 16 protein. Lineage: Eukaryota; Fungi; Ascomycota; Dothideomycetes; Pleosporales; Pleosporaceae. Gene Ontology annotation, biological process: glucan catabolic process. The transcript has 4 exons. Gene Ontology annotation, molecular function: hydrolase activity, hydrolyzing O-glycosyl compounds. Bases 1 to 1020 code for a protein of 339 amino acids. The record is from RefSeq and is a predicted model, not a curated record.
AUGUCUCUCAAGUCCCUCUUCGUUUCGGCACCGUUGCUUUGGCGCGGUGUUACCGCACUCCCUGCUGGCCCUGGUUCCUGGACACAUGGAAACUCGACGAUUGUGUCUUCUUCGGACUUCAGUGCUGCGGCGGCAUACAACCUGAUUGAUACGUAUGACGCUAGUAACUGGGCGAGCAAGUUCAACUUUGAAGAUAUCGCUGAUCCCACGCACGGCUUCGUCGACUAUGUCACUUUGCAACAGGCGCAACAAUAUGGACUAUUUAAGACGCAGAACAAUCAGGUAUACAUGGGCGUAGACUCCACCUCCACUCUCAACCCCAACGGCCCGGGAAGAAGGAGUGUCAGAAUACAAAGCAAGACAGCGUACAACCGCGCUCUCGUCAUUGCAGACUUUGCCCAUGUUCCUGGUAGUGCAUGUGGCUCUUGGCCCGCCUUCUGGAUGGUCGGUCCCAACUGGCCUAACCAAGGCGAAAUCGAUAUCUACGAAGGCGUCCACCUCUCGAGCUCCAACCAAGUAACCCUGCAUACAUCCCCCGGUUGCAAUCCCUCCAUCGGCCCCGGCGGAGAAACCGGACGUCGUCUCGCAGGCGACUGCGGCGCCGACGGUGGCUUCAACGGCUGCGGCAUCCAAGCCGACAACCCCGUCUCGUUCGGCACGCCCUUCAACGCCAACGGCGGCGGCGUCUACGCCACCCUCUGGACCAGCUCCGGCGUCAAAGUCUGGUACUUUGCAACUCGCAACAUCCCUGCCAACAUCAAGUCCGGGAACCCAGACCCCUCGGCUUGGGGCACCCCGAUUGCGAAUUUCGGAAACAAUGGAUGCGACUUCGAUGCCAAGUUUCGCGACUUGAAUAUCGUGUUCGAUGUUACGUUUUGUGGCGAUUGGGCGGGAGGGGUUUGGGGGUCCACGACUUGUGCGCAGGUUAAUCCAAGUUGUGUGGCGUAUGUUGCGAGUCAGCCGCAGAACUUUUCGGAGUCGUACUGGCUCAUCAACUCGGUCAAGGUCUACAGUGUUUAG